AUGUGAGUUGUCGUCCGUACACCCAGGACCACAGAUCUGCUCACUUGCUCUUGACAAUGAAGUUCACGCUGUCACUGGGUCUCCUCUUGACCCUCCUCAGCACAGCUGAAGCACUUGAGUGUCAUGAAGCUGCCUGUACUGUGGGCCUCCCAUGCCGGGCAUCCCCACGCCCAAGGCCCUGUUCUGAAGGGUUUCAGUGUGUAACAACAACCUUAAAAUUACAUCUGUCGGGAAGUUCCACACAAUUCCUCUUCAAGUCGUGUUUGCCAAACUUCCUGUGCAGUGCAGGCACGGAGACAGUUUCCCUCAACUUGGGAUUUGGGAGAGUCGUUGGAUCUGUCAAAUGCUGCAACACAGAUCGCUGCAACUCUCAAAAUCUGACUGUCCCUGCUCACCAGGGGAGUAACAGCUUACAGUGUUACUCCUGUGACAGCUCUACAUGCAGAAACAAAGUGCAGUGUGUUGGGGGAGAGGACCGCUGCUUUAAAGGGAGUGUGAUGUAUGGGGCCGUCACCGCUCAGAUCUUUGGCUGCACAUCUGCAAACCUCUGCACAGCUGUCAAGGUAUUGCCUUCUCUGAUGCGUUGGAAUAUAUUCCCUAAUUUCCCAACCUGCUGUAAGGGCAACCUCUGUAACUCUGCCUCGGCUGCCAAACUGAGUGUUUUCUCUCUGUUGUUCGGGCUCAUGAGUCUCACUGUCAUCUUUUGAAACACAGAUUAUACAUACAUACAGAUGUGAAUAAUACACACCGUCAGGUAGCACAAAAUUCAGCACAUUCAAAUUCAAAUAGUGAACUUCUCAUGCUUGUUUGCAAUGUCAUAAGAAUGCAUUUAUAGCUCUAAGUUUUUUUUUUGGUGAGGCCUGCUGUACUCUACAUUAACCACCCUAAUAAAGACGUGUUUGUGUCUUGUUG
Myripristis murdjan (pinecone soldierfish) is the source of this 912-nucleotide messenger RNA. RefSeq lists its product as uncharacterized. The record is from RefSeq and is a predicted model, not a curated record. The transcript has 5 exons. NCBI's taxonomy places the organism in Eukaryota, Metazoa, Chordata, Actinopteri, Holocentriformes, Holocentridae. Bases 57 to 707 code for a protein of 216 amino acids.